Vollenhovia emeryi is the source of this 1379-nucleotide messenger RNA. RefSeq names its product deoxyribose-phosphate aldolase (gene Dera). The coding region runs from base 380 to 1372 and encodes 330 amino acids. Gene Ontology annotation, cellular component: cytoplasm. Gene Ontology annotation, biological process: carbohydrate catabolic process; deoxyribonucleotide catabolic process. The record is from RefSeq and is a predicted model, not a curated record. The transcript has 5 exons. Gene Ontology annotation, molecular function: deoxyribose-phosphate aldolase activity. Lineage: Eukaryota; Metazoa; Arthropoda; Insecta; Hymenoptera; Formicidae.
CGCACACACAUACGGAAAAAAAUCUGUAUCGCAGCUUACAUUUCUCCGAGCAGGUGACUGAGAGCGACGAUAAAAACACAAAAUAAACUCACUUCGUUCCCGAAAAUCGAAAGACACGAGAACUUACCGGCACUCGAAGCGAUAGUUAUUCCCGAUGCUGAAUGUGCAACGCGUGCAAAAAUCUUGGUCGCGCAUUACGAACGUCUAGCUCUGUAUCAUUCUGUGACUUGUGCUUAUCGCCCUUAUCGCCUGUAGAGAAGAUAACUGGAAACGCAGAUCACGCAGGGACAUAUUUGGAGGGAUACGAUAAUCACGUCGACCUAACGGAGUGUUUGCGGUUAUUUUCGUACAAGCUCGUCCGAGUUUUUCCCUCGAGAUCAUGGACAGCUCUCCGGUGAUCUUUCAAAUGAGCGACUCGAUCCAGGCCUGGCUAAAGUUCUUGGAGGUGUACAUUAACGAGCCGGCAAUAAACAAAAGCGUGCGACAAAUAAUCCAUUUAGCGGAUAUGAUAACAGGGGACAACAGAAUAGCUUGGUUAUUAAAGGCAAUAAGUUUCAUUGAUUUAACGUCUUUGAGUAACGACGAUACGAGCACCAUUAUUGAACAGUUGUGCAAAACGGCCGCCAAACCCAUAGACAAGCUACCGUUUCAGUGGAAUAAACCGCUUCACACAGCUGCUGUUUGUGUCUAUCCGUCCAAAGUGAAAGACGCAGUAACUACUUUGAGGAAAUUGAAGAAUACUUCUGGAGUUAAGGUUGCUAGUGUGGCAGCAGGAUUUCCCUCUGGACAAUACCCACUGGAGACUCGGCUGCAGGAAGUACGCUGCGCCAUAGAAUACGGUGCAGAGGAAAUUGAUGUUGUGAUUGACCGAUCGUUAGUUUUAAAUCACGAAUGGAUAAAGCUGUACGAUGAGCUGGCGGCCAUUCGUUCAGCAUGCAACGAGAACGAGCGGAAAAGUAUAUGUUUAAAAGUUAUAAUAUCAUCGGGGGAAUUGUUUAAUUUGAAAGAUGUGUACAAAGCGUCGAUGGUGGCUCUGUUUGCUGGCGCGAAUUUCAUCAAAACGUCCACAGGGAAAGAGGUAGUUAAUGCGACACUACCGGUGGGCAUUGUUAUGUGCAGAGCGAUAAAAGAAUACGAAAGAUUGACAACACAAAAGAUUGGUUUUAAGCCCGCCGGAGGUAUCAAGACUGCACAAGAAGCUCUAGAAUGGAUGGUUUUGAUUAAAGAAGAAUUGGGGAGAGAUUGGUUGACAAACGAUCGUUUCAGGAUCGGUGCAUCUAGCUUACUACAAGACAUUGUCGCUGACAUCAAUAAAACGUUUGAAAGUGGUCUUAAAGAGGAAGCCAGUGAAGAAAAGAUAUCGAAAAACUAAGAAAAAA